Messenger RNA from Arabidopsis arenosa, 2133 nucleotides. The record is from the annotation of a GenBank genome assembly. Lineage: Eukaryota; Viridiplantae; Streptophyta; Magnoliopsida; Brassicales; Brassicaceae.
GGCCAGCAGACAAACUCUCAAGUCCGAUCAGAAACGAGAACAAAAGAGAAGAGAUUGAAUUUUGGUGGCACCAUGUUCAAGAGAGACGACUACAUUCUGGCAGGGUUUCGCCCGAUCCAUGCUUCUGCGUAAACCCAUUUCAGAAACUGCAGAAUUACGCAAGACUUUUGCGGACUACUCCUUAAUUUCUCGAGAUUUAGGUCCAAAGAUUCUGAUAGGAGCCAACGAUAAGGACAAUUUCAGAAAAGAGAAAGAUCGUGUAGGUAGUAGAUACAGAGUCCAAGGAGCCUUCCCGGGUCUGUAUGAGCUCGGUCAUGACCAUGGCCGAAAAGAUGAUGUUCUUGUGGCUAAUCUUGGUCAACCUGAAAGCAUUAGAUCUCGGCUCCGUGGCAACCGAACUGAAGAGAAGAAGUAUGAUUCUGCAGAAGAGAGAGAGGUCAGUUCUGAUGCAGCUGAGAAGGAGAUUAAUUCUCUUCCAUCUAUACUUAGACUCAGUCCGUCCAGACCUCAACCGGUUUCAGAGAGACAUGAUGACAUUGUUGAUGAGUCUGACUCUGCUUCUGUUUGUGGAGUCUUACUAGAAGAUGGUACUACUUGCACUACAAUUCCAAUCAAAGGAAGAAAGAGAUGCGCAGAGCAUAAAGGGAAGAAGCUUUCACGUGUUUCCCCCGAAAAUCACAUACCGUGUGAAGUUCCCACCGCAAGAGAAUCCAAAGAAACUGAGGAUACAUGUGGAGUGAUUUUACCUGAUAUGUGGCUCUUUGGUAGAAAACAAGAAGCUGAAGUAGGACCGUUUUCAGCAUGGAUAUUACUGGCACAUAUAAGGGUGUUAGUUGUUUUCCAUGACGUAUUUGACAAUGAACAAAAUGUGGGUGGUGCCCAAAUAAACCUGGAAGGUGUAUAUAUAUGGCCCUUUAGGCAACUCCUCCUUGUGGCUAACAGCGGCAAAGAGAAUGAUUCAGGGCAAGAAGACAAUAAUCUUCUCUCAAAUCCCUAUCAUCUGGAUAAGAAAUCAUUGAAUCUGUCCCCAGAUGACAAUAUGCAUGUGGAGGGGUUUGCACUAAGUGUCUUUGCAAAGGCAGACAAGCAGGAUCGUGCAGGAAGAGCUGACUUGCAUAUCUCGACCUGUUGGCUUCUAGCCGUUCUGCUUUUGCAAAAUACUUGCAUCUCCAGCCUUGAUGUGUUGCUUUGCAUGGGCACUGCCAAAACUUUUUAUGCUGCGGCAAUCUUCUUUGAAACUCUGAGCCAGUUUGGCCCUGUACCUCCUGAUAUAGAGCAGAAACAGAAGUACGCUGCUUGGAAGGCUGCUGACAUAAGGAAAGCCAUUAAAGAAGGAAGGAAGCCCACUCCAGGUGAUCCUGUUGAUGAUGAUAAUGAUUUACCCAUCCCAUCAAGCCGUCCUAGUGGCUCCUAUGAUCACGGUGCAAAUGUCCCGCCUCCACCACCGUCUUCUUACCCUUCCAACGAUCUCCUUCCCCCUCCCACGGGACCAUCAGACUCCCCUUACCAGCAUCCUUACAGUCAUCAACCAUACCACCAAGACCCGUCACAACACAUGCCGCCACCACAAAACUACUCAGCCCAUGAGCCUUCUCCAAAUUCUCUCCCCAAUUUCCAAUCUUAUCCUAGCUUCAGUGAGAGCAGCCUCCCAUCCACUCCUCCCCACUACCCUUCUCACUACCAAAACCCAGAACCUUACUAUUCUUCUCCGCAUUCCGCACCUGCUCCUUCUUCCGCAAGCUUCUCCUCUGCUCCUCCUCCUCCACCUUACUCAUCAAACGGGCGUAUCAAUAUUGCUCCUGUGCUAGAUCCUGCACCGAGUCCAGCUCAGAAGUACCAUUACGACAGCAGCUACCAGCCAGGGCCUGAGAAGGUUGCAGAGGCACACAAGGCUGCUAGAUUCGCUGUGGGAGCUUUGGCUUUUGAUGAAGUCUCGACUGCUGUAGAACAUCUCAAGAAGUCACUUGAGUUGCUAACAAAUCCAUCGGCCGGUGCCGGUCACUGAAUUUUAUAUUUAAUCUGUGAAACUUGGGGUUGAUGUUAGUGCGUGUGUGUGCUCACAAUCACAUCGUGGGUUUGUUUAUUAACUUUUCAGGCUCAGACUUCGUGUACAAAGAAAAAUGGUGUGAAUUA